Anopheles marshallii is the source of this 19929-nucleotide messenger RNA. RefSeq names its product protein split ends (gene spen). The record is from RefSeq and is a predicted model, not a curated record. The coding region runs from base 1 to 19929 and encodes 6642 amino acids. Gene Ontology annotation, biological process: regulation of transcription by RNA polymerase II. The transcript is spliced from 10 exons. Gene Ontology annotation, molecular function: mRNA binding. Gene Ontology annotation, cellular component: nucleus. Lineage: Eukaryota; Metazoa; Arthropoda; Insecta; Diptera; Culicidae.
AUGGUACGCGAGACUCGACAUCUGUGGGUUGGAAAUUUGCCCGAAACUGUACGAGAGGAUAAGCUAAGGGAACAUUUUAAAAGAUCGACGAUCAACCAUCCACGAUUAUCGUCUGGAGGUGGAAGCAGCAGUUGGUACAACGGCGGAUCCAAUAUUAACGAUAAGAGCCCAAAUUCGAUCUCGCAGGCCUCCCAUCAACAUCCAUCUGGUUCGGUAGCAUCGUCACAGCAGCCGGACAUUAGAAUAGGAGCCAGUCAUAACAACAGUACUGGCAGUGUAAACAACAUAAAUAAUAACAACAACAACAACAACAACAGCUAUGAUGGAUAUGCUGUGAAGCAGCAGAAAUCGCAACAAUCACUCCCGAAGUCUCAUCGAUCCGGUUCUGAGUCGGAAUCGCUAAACGAUCUCCAUCUUCACCAGUAUCCCCAUCAGCACCACUCCAAUAACCACAACAGCCACAACCACCCGCACAGCCAACAACAGCAACAUCACCAUCAUCACUUGCUGUCGCGGAAUUCGUCUCCGGUGUUGUCCAAUCCAACAUUGCACGGCCAUUACCAGCCGCCUCAUCAUCACCAUCUACUGAGUAGUAGUAGUGGUGGUAGCGGUGUAACGUGUGGUGCAGGUGGAGAGCGAAACGAACGGGCACAUUUUCACCACCAGCAUCAUCACCAAAACCAGCAUUACCUGCAUCAUCGGUCGGCGUCACGAUCCCGAUCACGUUCACCCAGCAGCAGAUCGUCUUCUUGCUCCUCCUCGACGCACAGCAGUGGCGGCGGGGCACCGAACCAAUCUGGAGAAGCUGGCACGACGACGAACCUCUCGGGACGUAGCAGUGGCAGCGGCAGCGGUAGUAGUGGUGGUACCGGAGCAGCAUCAUCGGUUGGACUGCUGCCCUCGCUGCCGACGCCCUAUGGCCGCGGCGAUGCUGCUGCAAACUGCUCCUCACCUUCAACAACUGCAGCAGUAAGUGUUGGACGGACUCUGCUGCAAUCCGCUAUUUCCACGGCCGCUGCAGUAGCAGCAGCAACAGCAGCAGCAGCAGCAGCCGCCGCAACAGCGCCUGCAGCGAUAGCAUCGCACGCGACGCACAUAGACAGUAGCAGCAGCCACAGCGGCUGUGGCAACGGCUCGGACGGCGGUAACGCUAAUAAUGCAGCUAACGGCUCAGGCAAUCAAGGCAGAAGCAGUAGCAGCAGCAGCAGCAGCAGCAGUUCCAGUAGCACCAGUUCCAGACACAGUUUUAGCGGUGCAUCUGUUGGUGGUGGUGGAGGCGGGGGAGCAGCAAGCACUAGCGUCACAACGACGUCGUCGACCGCUGGUGGAGCAGCAGCAGCAGCAACAACAACUGCCGCAGCUCCAUUCACUAUCGGCGGUGGAGGCGGAGGAGGCGGAAGUGCCGGAGUACCAGGAACAGGUGCCCAGGUGCUCUGUAACGGGAGCGCUGGCAGUAGUGGGACGAGUUUGAUCAAUUGCCAUUCGGAAGAUAACCGUCCGCUGGCAAUUUGUGUCCGAAAUUUGCCUGCCCGUUCGUCCGACACCUCCCUUAAGGAUGGCUUGUUUCAUGAGUACAAGAAGCACGGGAAAGUGACGUGGGUGAAGGUGGUCGGACAAAGCACCGACCGCUACGCGCUUGUCUGCUUUAAAAAGCCAGAAGAUGUUGACAAAGCACUGGAAGUGUCCCACGAUAAGCUGUUCUUCGGAUGCAAGAUAGAGGUGGCACCGUACGCGGGCUACUACGACGUGGACGACAACGAAUUCCGGCCGUACGAGGCGGAGUUAGACGAGUAUCAUCCGAAGUCAACGCGGACACUGUUCGUCGGCAAUCUCGAGAAGGACAUUACCGGGAGUGAGUUGCGAAAACAUUUCGAGUGUUUCGGUGAAAUCAUAGAGAUAGACAUCAAGAAGCAGGGUGUGAGCGCUUACGCGUUCUGUCAAUAUUCGGACAUAGUGAGUGUAGUGAAAGCGAUACGGAAGAUGGACGGUGAGCAUCUUGGCAACAAUCGCAUUAAGCUCGGGUUCGGCAAAUCUAUGCCAACAAACUGUGUGUGGCUGGAUGGGGUCUCGGACAGUGCAAGCGAGAACUAUCUGGCGGCGCAGUUUAAUCACUUCGGCACGGUGUCGCAGGUGAGCGUCGAUCGGGAGCGCAAACUGGCCCUUAUAUAUUACGAGCAAGUGCAGCAAGCUCAGGCGGCAGUGAAAGAGAUGCGCGGUGUGAUGUUGCGCGGUCGCAAGCUGCAGGUGGACUUUGCAUCUCGGGAGUGUCAGGAGGCGUUCUUCGAUAAGUUAGAUAAGCAGCAGUCCGGGAGCAGUAUAUCUGCGUCGUUCGGAUCGCCCCGUUUCGGUGGCGUUACAGGAAUCGCUGGAGGCGCUAGUAAUAAUAAUAGUGUUAGUGGAAAUGUUAGUAAUAGUAAUAGUACUGGUGGCAUUAACAGUGCGAGUGUCAACAGUAGUAACAGUGGGAGUAAUAGCAACAACAAUAACUCGACCCGCAACCGUUCUGCUUCGUCGUUCAGUCGACCAGGUAACCCGCUCAGUGGUAGAGGAGGCGACACUGCUGGGUCUGUUGUGAAUGCUGGCGUCGUCAGUGGAGGCGCCUCGCCCCGCGUUGACCCGCUAUCACUAGCGUCGUCAUCUUCAUCAUCGGUUGCCGCCGCAUCGUCUGCAGCGGCCGGCGGUGGCGUCGGUGGUGUUAGUUCACGGGGCGGUAACAGUGGGUCUAUAGGAGGUGGUGUUGGUGCUUCCUCAUCAUCAUCGCGAUCGAGAGCUGUGCGAUACUCGAGUGAAGACUACUAUUCGGAAGGUGGUGGUGGUGAUCGGAGGUUUCGUAGCUAUGACGAGUACAGCCAAGGAUCAGCCACCAGCUCGACGCACGAGGAUGAACGGUACGAUCACCACGAGCACAAUAAUGGCAGCAGUAGCAAUAAUGCUGGUGCCGGUAGUGUUCUUGUUGGUGGAUCCACCAGUGGAGGCUACAGUCGAAGUAGCAGCCUCGUAGACCGAUUGUCCGGUGCUCACCAUCACCACCACCAUCAUAAUUCAUCGUCGUCCGAUUCUCCGCCAUCUUCGUCCACACUGUUGCCCGGUGGUGCGACAAGUGGAGGAGGAAGUAGUUGCUUGUCGUCCUCGAUACAAUCCCGCCUAGGUGGCGAUGUUGAUCUAUCACCAUCGUCGACCGGUAGUAGUAUACGGAAACGCAGCGAGAAAAGCACAGGUGGCGAUAGUAGUAAUAUGCGUUAUCUGCAGAAGGAGCGUGUACAUAUAUUAGAACAGCUAGAAGAAUGCCCGUCCAGUGGCGAUGAAUUGGUGAGCCCCAAGAAGCGUAUCAAAUACAAUUCUGACGGACAUCAUCAUCACCACCAUCACCAUCAUCAUCAUCACGGUAGUGACUCAGAUCGAGAUCGCGAACAUCGCGAUCACCGUGAUCUUCGUGAUCCGUCGCCCGGAACAUCCGUUGCGGGUGGCGUUGGAGGUGGCACAACUGCAGUCAACAGUAACAACAGCAGUGGCAGUAGUAACUUGCAUCAUUACAACAGUCACCACCACCAUCACCAUCAUCAUCAUCAUAGCAACAACAACAGUGAUAGUGGAGGAAUAGGAGGAGGCGGAGGCGGUGUUGGCGGAUCGUCCAUCAGUGGAAUUCAGUCAUCAUCCGCACUGACGCAUCGGAAAUCAAUGGAAGUGCGUCGGCUUUCCGAGUGCAAUUUGCAGACAUCGAAGCAAACGUCAUCCUCAUCGUCCUCCUCGUUGGUGGCUGCAGGAGUUGGUGGUGGUGUCGGUGCAGGAGCAGGAACAGGAGUAGGAGGAGGAGGAGGAGGAGGAGGUAGCCAUAGCAGGAGACCGUCCACCGAAAGCACAUCGUUACAUCAGCGUCACGGUAGCAGUAGUAGCAGUAGCGGUAUCAGUGCUUCCAUUUCGCAACAAUCACACCUGGACGGUGGCAGCAGCAACAAUCACUCGCUAUAUUCGCAUCAUUUGAGCAAACGGCGAAAAAUGAUUACUGAUGGUAGCGGUAGUGGAGGUAGCAGCGGUAUGCAAACAACAUCAUCCGGUACAACUGCGAAUGGUGCAGCUAGCAGUAACGCUGCUGGAAACAACAGUUCCAGUAAUGUAGGAGGUGGUGGUGCAACAGGAUCGUCAGCAGGUAGUGGAACGAGUAGUUUGACAACGUCGAACGAGCAUCACCAUUCGUCACGGGGUCGUGGUCAUCAGCUGCACUCCAUACAUUCUCAUGAGGCUAGUGGAGGAGAGAGCGCGGACGGUUCCCGUCCUGGGACCCCGCUAUGCGAUGAGCGGCCGGAGAAUCUAUUGCCUAGUGAACCUCGCCGCAUACCGACGGGACGCUCCUACAACCAAGAACCGCUCGUUCUCCCUUUACCACGGUUUGCGGUGCAGGUGUUUCAACAGAGUCGACUCAAUGCGUUACAGCAGCAACAACAAACAACUUCGUCUGCCGGAGCCUCGACCAGCGGGGGGAUGUCGACUUCGUCGUCUUCAUCGUCAUCCUCAUCGUCUUCAUCUUCGUCGUCGGUUGACCGACAGAUGACAACAACAGGAAACACUGUUGCCGUUACACCUGCGAUUGGAUCUUCGCCUGCCGGAGCGUUGUCUUCAAGCAGUGCGAUCCAGAUUCACCCAUCAUCAUUUGCGUCCAAUUCUAGUCUGCAGAACAAUAAUAGUGCCCUUUCCAGCCCACCGCCAAUUGGUAUAGCGUCGUCUAAACUACAAACGCCCUUGCAAAUUAACACCAUGCAUACAUCAGUGACAACAUCUGGGAGUAAUAGUUUUAAUAUGGUUGGAGGUAGCAGCUCAUUGAUGCUGGAUACGACAAACGAAAUGGUCCCAGCCAGUCCACCGCCACGUGCUUCUUCUGUCAGUUCAACCUCUAGCGAUUCGAGUGAUCUAGGUCUUUCGCUUGACGAACGGAUCAAGACGCUUGAUGAGAAGUUCGAAAAGUGGUCUGGUAGUACUCAAGCGGCUUCUGUUGGACGUUUAGCAGUAAGCAACAGUGUUGCUACUGGUAACACGAGCACUGUUGGCAGCACUGGGAACAGCAGCGGUGGAAUCGUUGGUGGCAGUAGUUCCAGUGAACAUCAUUUUCUGAACGAUCGUCACCAUUAUUCACAUUCUUCGACCAGUAAGGGAUAUUCGAAUCAUCAUUCCUCCUCCUCUCUUCAUCAUCACCAUCAUCAGCAACAACAACAAUCUUUUCACAAUCAUGUUGCGGGAAGCAGUAGUUUGUUAAACCACCACCACCAGCAUCAACAACCUGCCCAUCAAUUGCAGUCACCACUGUCUGUUGGAUCAUCGUCUACCUCUUCCUCCUCCCUAGCGACCACAGGCUCAUCGUCGUACCGGCACAAGUUUCUUGAUCUCGAUGUACACGAACUUCCCCCGUCGGACAUCGUCAAGUCCGUUCUUUCGAAGAAAUCGAUCUUUGACGAAGAUCUCAAGCGGCUAGAAAAUAUCGAUGAUAAAUACGAACCUCGUGAUUUUUCCAAUUAUUCGAAGAACAGUGCCACCUUGGCCUCGGCCGCAUCAAUCGCAACUGUAUUGGGCAACAGUAUCGCAUCUGCGAUCGGUGCUACAGCAAUAGCACAAGGAGGAGUAGCGAUUGGAACUGUUUCACCUGUAACAGUCAACAGUGUUGUGUCGUCGGCUAAUGCAUCUCCGGUGCAUCUAAGUUCAGUGAAAACUUCAGCAGCAACGGUAACAUCUCAACAACAUCUAGUAGGAUCAGUGGUUUCAACGGCAGUAACAACAACAGUUUCGGCUGCGACAACAGUUGCUUCGCAAACAACAGCAGCAGCUCCAAUCAACAUACCACGUGUUAGUGGCAGUGCUUCAGCAUCGCCAAUGAACAGUCCUCAGCCGUACAACAGUCCCAACCCGUCUGUAAAAUCCUGCCUUCAAUAUCCUUUUCCCAGUCAUCCACCAUUGGCUCAACAAGCACUAUCGCCGUCUUCUGGAUCUAAUGCUGUCAUAACGACAACCACCAGCAACAGCAGCAGUGACACUGGAAUUUCGACCGUAACAUCAUCCUCGGACGCUUCGCAGCCAAUGACGACCGAAAUGAAAGCAAUGGCACCAUAUCCAUCUACGGUGGCUAGUAAAAGUAGUAAUACUACUAGUUUACCGCUGAUCAAUAGCACAGGCUGUACUAGUAGCGGCAACAACAAUGACCCAACAACAGUUACAUCGUCCCCGUCCGUUAAUAAUAAUAGUAAAGAUAGCAGUAGUAUCACAACAAAUACUAGAAGUACAGCUCACAGUGGAAACAGCGUACCAACCGCCGCGUUGGUCAGUGGCAGCACUCCAGCUGCUGGAAUAUCGACUAUUGCUACUACUAAUAAUCACAUCACGGCUAUCACAACAGUUGCUAAUGCUGCCGCCACUGCACUAUCGUCGUCGUCAUCAUCAUCUUCGUUGUCGUCGUCAACCAGUAAACCAAAGACCAAUGUUUUAAAUAAAAGUAUUAGUUUAACGGAAAAAACAAGUACAAACGCUAGCGGUAACAACAAUAAUAAUUUAAUAAUCAAUAGUGAUAAUCUAAAUAGUAGUAGCAACAGCGGUGGUAGCAGUGCUAGCACUGGUACUGGUUCUAGUGUUAACCAUCCGUCUUCAACGACUGCGGCUGUAUCGUCGUCAGGAAUAACACCAACGACUGUAACGAGUAUAACACAAAUACAGACUCAGAAACUGUCCUCUUCUGUGUCAUCGGGAUCGUCAACCUCUUCUUCGUCAUCGUCGUCGUCGUCACCAUCAACAACAGUAGAGUCGUCUAUUACUAGUAACUAUAAUGUGGUUGUGAAGAGUAGCAGCAGCAGCAGCAAUAAUAAUGCAGCUGCAAACAGCGUACCGGGAAGUACAAAUGUUGGUACGAUUAAGCUGGGCCCGAAUAGCAAUGGUGAUGGAAACACACCAUCCCAUGAAGUACCGCCUAUGCAUUCCAAUAGUAAUAGUGGUUCGCAGAAAGAGGAGUCAUCUAGUGGAGGCAACAAAACUAGCAAUAGCAUCGGAAGCAGUGGCAGCAAGCAUCACAAGGAUCGACGAAAACUAUCCACCGCGUCGUCUACCUCAUCGACAUCUUCGUCGAGCGCAGUAUCGUCUCCGAAUCCUGCCUCUGUUGGAUCUGGAAGCGGGCUGACUGGUGCGGAUGAACCUGAUGAAGCAGCAGCACCAACUGUAUCGGCUUCGUCAAAACAUUCUAGCAAGUCGACGAAGUCUAAUUCGCACACCCACCACCAUCAUCAUGUUGCGAGUGAUCACAGUCACCGGAAUAGUGGCAGCAGUGGUAACCAUCAUAACCAUCGUCAUCACAGUGAUAGCAUUAGUAGCAAUAGCAGCAACAGCAGCAGCGCCAGCAACGCUAGUGGUUCUAACAGCGGGAAAAACCCUUACAAAGAACACGAUCGUAAUCAUGUGUCUGUUGGCAAUGAUCACUCAGUUAUUGGAGGUGGAUCUGCAGCUACGAACAGCAGUUACAGAGAUGAAUUCGAUAGACUAAAGCAGGAGGCUGCUUCUGCGGCUGCAGCACCGGGAAAUAGUGUGGAUCGUCAUGCAUCAGCCGGAUCGAUAAAGCGCCGAGAAAAAGAUCGAGAGGAGCGACCAAACAACGAUGAGGAAUCGCGGAAAGGAAAAGAAGAGAGCGGAAGUAUCCAUGUAGAACAACGCGAAAAAGACAUCGAUAGAUACGGCGGUGAAAAAGAUCGUAAAGAACAUCAUAAGCGUGCAGGAGAUGAUACCACAAAGGAACAUGAAAAAGAUCGUCGAAGCACAAAAGCAAGUAGUGGCUUAUGUAACGAUUCCGAACAAUCAAAAGAGUCGAAAAAUCCACAUCUUUAUCAUCAGGAUGAAUCCUCACACCACCAUCACCACCAUCGUGAACGGUCUUCGGAUAAGGAUCGUCGUGAUCGUGUAAAUUCGUCUGGAAGUGGAUCACCAGCAAGAAGUUCAUCGAAACGACGUCUUAGUUCGCAAGACAGCGUAGAAUCUUCAUUAGAGGAAUCAACAUCUCUUAAAAAAAUUCGUUCCAGUGCGCAAGAAGGGAGUUCCGCUGGUGCGUUGUCAUCUUCCGGUGGAACUGGUUCGAAGAGUGGUGAUAGACGAGACACUGGCAAGGAAAGUCGCAGAGAAGGGAGCAAAUAUCACCAUCACAAAGCUAGCAGUCGAGCGGAGGGUGGUUCUAGUGGCAGUAGUCACAAUCAUCGUUCGGAAAAGAUCUCAUCAAAAUCUAGUGGGGCUAGUGGCGGCGGUAAUGCUGCUGUUUCUUCGUCAGCCAUGAAUAAUGUUGGUUCUAUCGAAAAAGGUCCCUCAACCAAGCACCUGGAAAAUCACGUCACCGAAAAACAACAAGCUUACUUGUUAGAGGAGCGUCGUAAAGAGAUCAUGUUGACGAGUGAAGAUCAUCAUCAUGUUGGUGCAGCUGUAGGGGGAGCAAUCGCUGGUACUGGUGGUAGCAGUGUUGGUGGAAGUGGUGGAGUAUCCCAUCAUCACAAACGAAAGGAACGCUAUCACGAUAAACACAAGUCAAAGAAAAACCGCGAUCCAUCACGCGAUAAGGAGAACACUCUCAAUGCAAAUUUUACUGCUGAUAGCUAUGGUGAGAACCGAUCUACAAGUGACGAAGAAGAGCAGAAUAGAAUACGUUACAAAAAGGAACGAAAGGAGUUGCAGGAGUACGCGAAACAGCGCCAUCACAGUUCUAGUGGUGGAAAUACUGGAAUAGGACUGGAUGGGGUAGACUACAAGUUGGCUGUCAGUAAGCUAAACUGCAGUAGUAGCGGCGGUGGUGGUAGAGUAGAUCGCAAAUCGUCGCAACCCGUAAGCCGAGCAGAAUCUUCUGCCGAGGAAGGACGAGAAAAGAAAAAGUGUCGAUCGAAUAGUAGCCGUAAAGCGAACAGCUCCGAUACAGAUGAUUCAGAUGAACCUAAAAAGCAUUCAAUUUUCGAUAUUCCCGACGAUGGACCCAAUAUAUCCAUGUAUGACAAAGUAAAGGCUCGAUCUUGCAAGAAUAUGCAAAAACAAGAAGAGGAGAAGAAAAUUAAGGCCAAGUUUUCCCAGUUAAAGCAAUGCAGAGCUAAACGGGAGGGUAAGAAUAGAUCGAAAAGCUGGGAAGAAGGCGACGAUUCUGAUUCUGACGCCAUGCACUCAGAUACAACGAUAAAUAGCAAAUACAAUCACAAAGACCCGAACAAGAGCGGAAUGGUGACAACGACUGAUGACGAAGAUCACGCUUCAACGACGCCUCGAUCUCGACGCAACUUCAAAGGCUCAUCACUAGCUUCCGACUCAGAUGAAGGCCACCAUCAUACUCACCGGCAAAGUACGGCGAUGUUUAAUCGCGAUCGACUGAACGAUCUGUGCGAUGAUGAGAGUAGUGAAGGUGGAGGAAAUUUGAUGCUUCGCAAUGUUGGUGAUGUGCGGGAUAAAUCGAACCGAGACCACCAUCGACAGCAGAAACAGGCAUACCACGAUAAGAGCGUUCGUCGCAGUUCGGGUGAAGAUAAGAAGUCAUCGCGCAAGAAUUCCCGUUCUACGCGUAUACAAUCAGAUUCGGAAUCGGACGACGAUAUGAUGUCACGUGAGCGUUUGAAAAUGAAGACAUUGGCAGGCGUGACUCGGUUAGAGAAUAGUGUGAUUUCUGACGCUGAAUUCAAUCACAUCAACGAUAACAUUGGGCGCAUGUUUGCUGGUAACUCCGAAAUCAAUGAACAGCUCUACCGAACGGUAGAUGGUGAGCAGGAUGUUAAGAUCAAAAAGGAAGUAAAAAGCGAGGAUGAGUGUGCGGUCGAUGCAGAUAAAAAAUGUAUAACGAAAACCGUACUUUCGCUCUCAUCUUCUGCGAACAUUGGCGAUGGGUUAACACAACCUGCAUUGGUUGGAGAUGAGCGCAAACCGUCUACAUUUGCACUUGUAGCCAGUGAUAUUUCAGACGAUGAUGUCGUGAAAACGGUAGUAAAAUCGGAAUAUACACAGCAAAAUGCCAUUUCAAAUAUCCCAUCGACGCCUACAUCAGCAACUAUGGCGUCCAUCAAGCGCGAACCAGUCGACGGUCUGAUGUCGUACAAGUCGACUAAAGAACGCCAACAACAUGUGUGCGAUCAGUCUGGUUCCGAUGGUGCUGAUUUGAUCGUCCAAUUGUCAUCGAAGACAGACACGAAUCAAAGUGAAUCGAAGAAAAAACACAAGAAAAAGCAAAAACGCAGUAAAGCUCUCGACGGAAGUGGCAUAUACGAACAAACGGAGAAAGAAAUGUCCUCUACACCCAAAAUAUCCGAUACUCGCGGUGUCGAAACAGAAGCUAGUUCUGGCAAUGUUGCCUCGUUUAACUCCACAUCAUCAGCAGUUGGAGGUGAAAGCGGUAAUCUAUCCUUGAUGGGUCCCUCAACUGGUGGCAUAAGUCAGCAAACAUCAAAUGUCACGUUGGUUUCGACGCUGAUGAGCGAUGAUUCUAAGAAAUCCACAUGUGAAGAUCAUCAUUCAUCGUCCUACAGCAAGAAAAAGCAUAGCAACGGAAAGAAGGAGAAGCGUCGAGAUCGGUCUAAAGAAGAUCACGAGAAAUCAAUAUCUUCAUCUUCAAGUCGCUCAAAGAAAUCGAAAAAUCGACAUAAGGAAGUCACCAGUGGAAGCGGCACAUCGAAUAACCUCGGUGGGAAUGGUUCUGGCAGCACUAAUAGCAAAUUCCUUGAUAUGGAACUGUUUGGGCCAAUAUCGGACGAGGAGUCACAGCUCUCGUCCGUAGAAACUGAGGGAUCUCAUGGCAAGCAAGGUUCUGUGGAACCGGAUGAAUCCAAGGAAGAGGAUGUGCAGCACCACAAUUCCGAUCAUAAAGAUCGAGCUGGUUCUGCAAAUACAGAGGGAUUACCAACGUUGAUGGCUGAGCUUUCAAAUACAAUAACCGAAAAUCAACAAAAUAGUGGUACCAAGCAACAGGAGUUAACAUCUUCGUCUACACUAUUAAGCGUCGCGUCAUCCGAUGCUGUCACUGAUAAAGAAUCGCGUAAACGCAGCAAGGAAAAGAAACGGCGUGAUCGUGAGAAAUUACGCGCUUCGAUGGUGAUACUGAAAGACGAAGAAAAUAGUGUUGAUUUGGAUGAAGCAGGUAGAGCGCUGGAAGCGCAACUAAUGAGUGAUACCGAUCAGAAGGUGGAAGAUGUGUCCCCAGCAUCUACUAUUGCUAGUGCCUCCCUUAGUGGAAAACGAUCUUCGGUGGAUGUGUUGGACGUAUUUCGCUAUACGGAUGGAGACGACAGUAUGGAGAUGUCGUACGGGGAAAAGAAGGAUCUGCCAGCAGCAUCAUCGGCAGAACACAAUCGCAAAGAUAAGAAAAAGAAAAAGAAACGUGGAAAAGAAGAGAAGCACAAACAUCAUCAUAAUAGUGGAAGCUCGCUGGGCAGUAGUAUCAAUACGGCUACCAGCAACGCAAUCGGUAACAAUAUGGAAUCCAGUGGUUCUAUUCUUGGGCCGUUGACUGAUGGAAGUACUGGUAUUCCUCAUGUGAGCUUCGGAAGCAAAAAUAAUGGUAAUAGUGGUAAUCAGGUCAAUAGCCACACAAAAUCACAACCUCCUACUACGACUCCUGUAACACCGUCGAUCAAUAAGCUAUCUCUCGAUAUCAUCUCCGCCCAGCAAGAGGAUUUCAAACACAAUCUCAGUAAACCGUCACCAAGUUUGCCAUGUCUGCUUGAUGAAAGUCCGCCACCUUCCAAUAAGCAGCAGUUGACAGCGCAAAUGAAUGCGCGUGAAUCGACCGGAGCAGGAAGUGCUGAUGAACGAAUAACAUCUUGUUCUCCAUUGCCGGUUCUUACUGAAGCUAAGCGGGAGAUAACUGGUACUACACCUACAUACGAAAUGGAAAAGAAAUCAGUUGUCCAAAAAUCACAAAAUACCCAUGAUCUUAACGAUAAAUCUGCGGUAGGCAGCUUGAAGCUAAAACUGGAGCAAACGGAAAUCACGCAACCGGUACCGCCUUUCGGUUACGAUCUUGAUGAAAAACUGGACGAGAAAGCAGUGAUGUCGAUAUCGGUUGAAUUCACAGAAAAGUUCAGCAAAUCUGAAAAAGGAACACUAAUCGAUGGUAAGGAAGCUAAACAGAACUUGCACGAGAAGCAGAAACUGGAUGAUUCGAAGUUGCAACUCAUUGAAGAAAAAUCGCGCGUAGUGAUCUCACAAGAGGAAACCGAGGAUGCCGUAGCAGCACUGCUAGGAGAAAGCUUCGGUACGUCCAACACACCCGAUUUCUCCGAUAUGUACAGCGACCCAGUUGAGGAAGAGCAGUUGUCUUCUCAGUUACAUGUCGAGGAAGAGCCACCACAGAUACCGGAGGAGGACGACGAAGAGAUGAAGAAGGCAAUCAUGAGCUUGAAUGUGGAAGAGCUGGAUAUGAAGGAGGCAGAUACACCGCAGUCGGAGCAUGAUUUGCAAAUUGACACAGACACAGAAGACGCCAACUUAGAUGACGAUCAUCAGUCCAGUUUGUUGCGCUUCGAUAAUCCACCAAAAACACCUGACGUUGAUUUGAGCCAGAUUGGCAAACCAUUGAUUGAAGGAUCACAACUGACCAAGCCCGGAGAGAGCUCAACAGUGGCAACAACAACAGUCACCGAAAGUAGCAAUUGUGCUGCGAAGAAGGACGACUCCAGUGGUAAAUUAGAGAUGCCCGAUACACCAGGCAAAAAUAUGACAACGAUCGGUGAUUCACCAUCGCAAGCUAUAUCUGAUGAGACUUUAGCACAAUCAGCCAAACUCAGUGUGCGAUCAUCAAAAGCAGCUGCGACUAUGUUGGAAACAUCGAAGGUAAACGCCAGUUCCAAGGUAACGACUGCUGUAAGUGACGUUGUGUAUUCGGUAAAUCUACAAAAUCAAAAAGUUGUUAUACCAAAGUCUGUUAAUGUAACUGGUAAGGAGCGGUUGAGCGUAUCCUCUGCUGCUAAUAUAUUGGACGGGAAAUCAAAAACUGUAACUGUUGAUCCCAGCACGGCGACGACGUCAGCAACAACGACUACGUCCGUAGCAGGCUCCUUGUCAUCGAACCAAUCUGCAAUUAAGCUCCUCACAUCCAGUCCAAUUGCCUCCCAAAGUCCAAGAUCAAUUAGUGUGGGGCAGUCAACUCAGCAGCAGCUAGCCACAGCCUUACCACCUACUGGACAACAGCAACUUUCUUCAACACCCAACAUACGUCACCAAUAUGUGGUGCAAACACCACCUACGAUCACUAUUCCUGAGCAGCAUCCCAUCAUCUAUCAACCGGUGUCAGCAACUGAUGCAACUCCGCGUGGUGUUGUUCCGUCGACAGCAUCAUUGAAUAGUGGUGGUAGUAGCGUGCAAUCGCCAAAACUGCACAUCGCUCCACAUUCUCCGUUUGCACGAACGUCUUCGCCGACUGCUAUAAGGCAAUCUGUAAAUAGCGUUAAUCGUCAGUCACCUCAACUUAGCCCCAUUAUGCAAACAGGAGGCAGCCCUCAAACGAUGAUUAUUCACCAUGGUGGACAUAUCGUAGUACAUUCACCCAAUGCUUCCCAAGCAACAGGUCCAUCAGCUGUGGGGCAAGGAGGAUUCCUUUCGCAAAAAUCAGUGACGCCAGUGACAGUGGCAGGAGCUGGGCACCAGUAUCAACAUCACCUGCCGCAUCAACAUUCGUCACCGGGAUCACGAAUCCCAUUAGCCGGAGGACAACUGAAGUCUAUGACCGGAGGGUCAACGAAAUCAAAUGAGCAACAUGCGAUCAAGUCACAGUUCAACAGUGGUGGAAGCCCAGUAGCAAUGACAAGGAUCAUAACUGCCAGCGCAGCGCCAGGAUCACCGUCAGCUGUGGGCACUGUUGGAUUAGAAUCCACCCCUACUAAAACCAACAUAAUGACAAAUGUGACAAACAUCAAUUCAACAUCGCCAAUAUCGAUGCCCGCAACGCAUACAACUGCCAAACCGAUCGAUUCGUCACCUAAAACUUCACCAACUGUAGUUGUAGCAUCGCCCUCGCUUGCAAGUACACCGAUUAAGACAACCACAAUUGUAACUCAUCAGCCUAUUACAAUAACAUCGGUAACGCAUGCUCAGCAAACCAAGGUACAGUCACAAAUGACUGUCACAGCUGCCAAAGUUACGGCACAGGGUCAAUCCACGACGACAACUGCAUCGUACCAAAAAUCUUUUGGGGAGCAAACCUCGGCCAACAUUGUUGUUGGAAAGGGAAAACAGCCGGACACCAAAACGAGUACGAUAUUCGGAGCUGCUAAUAAUACAAUCUCAACAAUAACAUCGAAUCCUAACCAUCAACCAGUUACGGCGGUAACGUCGGAACCGGUAGCCAAAUCAUUGUUCGCCGCCAAAGAAUCAAUGAAAGGAUCAGUUAACGAUGGAACUGCGCUGGAAAUCAAAUCGGAAUCUGCAAAGGAUAGCAAGUUGGAUGAAAAGAAAUCCACCGAAACCAGCCCAAAACAGACGCCAGUUGUGGAUGUUUCUAAACCACUGUCGUCGACGCUGGGUACUGUUAACGUAGAUGAUCAGGAAACAGAUUCGAAGGAGGACAGUGAUUGCUGGUCUGAAAAGGAGAUCAACAUAGACUCUGUUAUCAAGAAAGUUGAUGCAUUGUGCUCGGAAGAUGAUUCAUCUUCUUCCCAAUCCAUUGCGGCGGUUGCUGCAGUAGCCAACAUCAGUGCUAUCGAUAAAGCAGCUUCCACGAUAGAAAUGGUGGCCAAAGGAGGUGGUGAAGAAAUAAUAAGCAAACCCCCGUUGAUAAAGGAAGAAUUGAAUGUGGAUUCUGUUAGCAAAUUCAGCAAAUCAUCGACUUGCGGUGAUGGCCCAGCUGCAGGAGAAUUCAAUAAAAUGCCUGAUGCUGUCUCUACGUCAUCUCUUCCAGUUGAAGAUGUGUCAAAUCAACGUGGUACCUCUUCUGUCCCGCCAGUCAUGGAUGAAGAGGAAGGUGACGAUGUGACCGGUGAAAUAACCGAGAAGGAAAACGUCGCACGUGGUGGUAAACGUGGAGGGCGGCGUGGCGGUCGUAAAACUUCGGAAAGCAGUCAUUCAAUUGCGACUGGUGGAGAUAAAGCUACGGGAGUUGAACAAACUGUGCUUGAAACUGGUAUUCAAACACGAACCAGAGGCGGCAAAGCUUCGGGCGGUAAGCGUGGUCGUGGUGGCCGUGGUGGAGGUGCACGUGGAGGUGGAACAGCUGGUAUGGUAAGUGCACCACAAUCAGUAUCCACUCCAUUAACGGUAGCAGGAGCACAGACGCCAGGAACGGCUAGAUCGGUUGGUGGAGCAAAACUUGGGAUGCAAGUAGCCGGUUCUUCGGAUGUCUACGAAUUCCAUGAUGACUCUGGAGAAGAUGUGUCAAACUCUGAAAAGAGUUUACCUGGCACGGGAGCUGAUGGUGCGCGUCCAAGGUUGAUUUUGACCAUCAAAAAUCAAGCUGCGGUAACGACGGCAACUAGUGCUGCUGUUACUAGCAGUACUCCAACAACAGUAAUAGCUACAACCACCGCCAUAACUACUAGCUCUAGUAGUGCUGCUGUAGUGCCGUCAGUGGCUACGAUAGUCAAUGCCAGUGUGGCUUCUAGUUCGGAAACACCUGCUUCCACCGUCACAUCCCCAGUAGCACAACAACAGGCGAUUAUGGCUACAAACGUGCCCUUGAUGGCUCAAAUGCAUCAACAACAGCAACAUCAACCAACUCCACACACGCCAUCAUCCCAAGUUCCAGAUGAAGCUCAUGGGUUGUCGAACACGAUGGAUGUCGGAAAAGAUGAGCAGGCUAUGGCUACUAACGCGGUUGGAAUGUUAUCUGCUGCUGCAGUGGCCGCCGCAGCGAACACAAGAAAAUCCCGACGGCUUUUGGAGAAGGAUGGACGCAGCACUAUCGACGACAUCAUCGAAGAUGUGAUACGCAAUGGACCUUCGCCGAAGGUUACUGGUGGAAGCGGACUGCCACCACAAUUGCAACAUCAAUCAGGUGUUGUUUUGCCAUCGAGUGGACAACAAUCACAGAACAUGCCUCCUGUAGGUCAACAACAUCAACAGCCAUCGACGAUUACAACUACCAACCAAGCUCCGGUAGGCUUGAUGCAGCAACAGCCGCAGGUAGUUUUGCAACACAUUGUUGGUGGAGCUGUAGGAGCUAUUUCAGAUCAGCAACAACAGCAAGGCGUUCACACGACUCGUCGUACCACUCGACAGAACACAACAGCUCUUACCGCAACUACUGGGACAGCAGAUAUGCGUAAAUCCCCACGAAGUACUCGUAAGGGUAAAGACCGUAAAAUUUCCGAAACUUCAACUGAUAGCAGUGAUGAAAAGCCGCCAGUUUCAUCAUCUGUACCCGGAAAUACAAUUGGCCUGAAACCGCAGGUCGAACAAAAGGCUUUGGACGAUAAACAGGUCGCUGGCACAUUGUCAGCAACAACGCCAGUGACACCAAGUAUGCAAGCAUCUCGCCCUAACGAGACAGCAUCUGUGGCGGAUAAAUCCAAGUCGGAAAAAUCGAAAUCGACAGACGAAGCGAAGGCGCCUACCGAGAUAGGUAACGUUUCGCAACCGAAUUCACUCACUUUGAUCGAUCCGGUAACGGGAGAAAUGGCAGUUGUGCGUCACAGCAAAGAAGGCCAGUACGUUCCAAUGCCAAAUGCUCCACAACCGUUGAAAAAGGUGAUUGCGGCGGCUGCAGUGCAAAGUGCGGUCGCAGCCGCAGAACAGCUGAAAUCGGUUGGAACCGUAUCAAAUGUUGGUUCUCCUUCGUCGCCCGUACAGCUGAGUAAUAGCGGAUCACCGAAUGGUUCGAACCGUAUUGCCCCGACGCCUAGUUCCGUUUCAUCACCGACCUCUACGGCAGGAAUGUUGUUUACGACCAAUAAGGCGACUACUGCGGUGUCAUCACAUCCACCGCAUCAACAGCUAACUAUUUCUGCUUCUAAACCACAUACACUGAAGUCACAUGUUCUUAAUUCCCAACAAGCGCUACAACAGCAACAUCAUCAACAACAAGUUGUUAUCAAACCAGGACAACAACCGCCGCCACCUGGUGUGUUGGCAACUCAACAACAGCAGAAUACCACUUUUGUCCAGUCUGGGAAGACGAUGCAUCCCACAACGACAUCGGGUCCGUUGAAACUGACAACACAACCCAUUACUACCACCGCAAUAGGUCAGCCACAACAGAUCAUAAUACAUAAUGCAGUGGCAGGUCAGCCACAGUCACAUCCAAUGGCUAAGCAAACCAUUAUUAGCGGAAAACCAUCAACAGGCACAACCCUGCAGCAGCAAAGUGCUGGAGGGAUUAGUAAUAAUAUACAACUCCACCAGCAUACAGGUACUGGCAAUCUGUUGAUCAAUAUUCCAUCCAACAUGCAUCCGGCAACCGCCGUGCAAAUGUCUCCACGCUUGCAACAACAACAGCAACAACAACAGCAGCAAAUAAUAGCCAAUGCAAAGCAACUUCAAAGCCAGCCAUCACAACAUCAGCAACAACACAAACCAUUGUCCAAUGUAGUUCAAACGGCUGGAGCACCCGGAACGGCAACGCAGCAAAUAAUCAUACAUCGUGGAAAGCCGGGCACAGGUACCGAAUCCACUGCAACUUUGCACCAGCAGCAAAUACCUGUUGGCUACACAACUGUCCUGCAGAGUGGUAGCAAAAUGAUUCAACAACCCGUACCGGGUGGUCCUGGACAGCAAGGACCAACGGCGGGUGGUACUGGCCCUAUUGUAACUCAAGUACAACAACACAUACUUAGCAAGCAUCCUACCACAGGUCAAACGAUACAGAUUGCUACGGGUGGAGCACAAGGGAUACCUGUGCACUAUCAAACGGUACAGCAACAACCAGGUCAGCCGACGAUCGUACACAAAGGGGCAAUUACAACCGUCCAACAUAAACUCGUACAACAAACCAAUCAACAACAACAGCACAAACCGGGCGAUGGAACACCAAUUGGUUUGCAUACGAUCGCAGGAAAAACACCAAUUAUCCACCAGGUUUCCACUGGAGUAGGAAAGGUUGUGCAGAUUCAAUCUACAGCGAGUGUACCAGCACAGCAGCUUCAGCAAACGGUUAAUGCCUCGGCGGGUCCACUAGCAUCAGGAAUCGGUCAACAACAGCUAACGAGUACACUACAACCGAUUGGUUUAGCGAAGCUGACAAACCAUCAUAUAUCGACUCCGUCACCACCAGCACAACAGCAACAAUCGCAACAACAACCACCUACGAAGGGGCUGUCGCCGCUCCUACAUCAGUCUCCACAAAUAAUGACUGGUGCCGUUGCAAGCCCUCCAUUGAAGCAAUCUCAUCUUCAGAGUCAGCAACCGAUUGUUGCGGGUGCGAGCAGUACACGCGUGGCCCUGCCUACUAUAAGUCCACAGGGACAGUCGGGACAUCCGCAAUUGCCGCAAGGAACCAUUCAGCGGCACAUACUCACACCGCAAGGCACGGUAUACGAAGCUGCUAAUUUGCGUGGUGAUUUGAGUGGAUUCAUCAACCGAGGGCAGAGUCCUCCGCCGGCACAUCAGCAAACAUCACCAAUAACACCGGUUCAUGGCCCUGAUGGCGGAUUCCGUGGUGGCAUGCCGAGAGACUAUGUAAAGUACUUGUACCGUAACAAUAUUCCUAUACCAAGCAGGUCUCCCAUGAGAGAAAUGGAAGUGGAAGAAACGAUUGCUGCCAGUCCACCAUUAGAAUUGCGCCGUCCAGCCAGCGGACCUCGCACAACCGCCGUCCCGCUUAGUCUGCAAAGCCCUGGAGAUCGUGUAACCGAUUCACCACAAGGAGCACAGGUGUAUAUGGGAAGCGCGCGAAUUCCGCAUCCCUAUCCGGAUUCGUUGAACGCGCGCUAUUACGAACCAACUAUAGGUGGCCCGAACGCAGCAAGUGGAGGAUCGAGGGCCAUGAGCACCGAACCACCGCCUGCGCAUCGCCCGCACAAUCUGUCCACUUCGGCUUACCCUGGAGUUCCCUAUGCAGUAACGCCAAGUCCAACACCGCCACCAUCGGCUUCUCCCGCGACCAUGUUGCAUAUGCAACGGGAAAGAGAUCAGCAGCAACAGCAACAAGUCGCCGCCGCAGCUGCUGCUCUUGUGCAGACAGCCUCCGGUCAGCGUUUGGUUGGAGAUCGUGCAACAUCUCAGGUUCAGGCUGGCAGUGGGUACUAUUAUCGCAAUGAGGUUGAACACGAGUUGUCCGAUCAGCUGCAUCCCGUUGCGCUUGGUCAUGGUUCGUCGUCGGUAGCUGCAUCCGCACCUCUGCCAGCUCACACUGGAGGUAUGCUACCGAAUAUGGCGACACAACAAUCCGUUGCUAUUGGAGGUCGAGGCAUACAAGUGGCAACGCCACCAAUGAUCAGUGGGGGUAGUGGUGCGCCUAUGGGUGGAAGCGGUGGUGUACCAGCGGUCACCGUCGUUCCAACACCGCCACCCGUACAGAAAGACUCGUUGGACGCGUUGCUUCAGCGUUAUCCGGUGAUGUGGCAAGGAUUGCUGGCACUCAAAAACGAUCACGCAGCUGUACAGAUGCACUUUGUGUAUGGCAAUCCGAACGUGGCAGGCAGCUCAUUGCCGAGUAACAGCGAUGGAUCGACACCUCCGUUGCGUAUUGCUCAGAGAAUGCGUUUGGAACCGGCGCAGAUCGAUGGAGUCGCUAGAAAGAUGCAGAUGGUCAACGAACACUGCAUGCUGUUAGCGUUACCGUGUGGCCGCGAUCGCAUGGAUGUGUUGCAACAGCAGAACAAUCUGCAGACUGGCUUUAUCACCUACCUGCAGCAGAAACAGGCAGCUGGAAUCGUCAACAUAGCAGCACCGGGAAGCGCACAGGCGGCGUACGUCGUACAUAUAUUCCCGUCGUGCGAGUUUGCCAAUGAAAAUCUGGCCCGUAUUGCGCCGGAUCUGAUGCAUCGUGUAGCAAACAUUCAGUACCUGUUAAUCGUGAUUGCAACGGUGUAA